Messenger RNA from Oreochromis niloticus (Nile tilapia), 3737 nucleotides. RefSeq names its product zinc finger BED domain-containing protein 1. Gene Ontology annotation, molecular function: DNA binding. The record is from RefSeq and is a predicted model, not a curated record. The transcript is spliced from 3 exons. NCBI's taxonomy places the organism in Eukaryota, Metazoa, Chordata, Actinopteri, Cichliformes, Cichlidae. Bases 660 to 2285 code for a protein of 541 amino acids.
AAGUAAUAUCUUAUAAGUCAUCAGUAACUGCAUUUGUACAUUAAUUAAAAGAAAGUUUAACUGGCUAGUAUUACUGUUAGCAAAAAGCAAGAGCAGCAGUGUUUAAAUAUGUAAUUAACCAGUUGCAUACAUCACUAAUCCUGAUAAUCAAAUUAUAUAAUUAAUGUCCGCACUAAUCCGUUGGCAGCAACGGCAUUCAAGUUAACUUGAACUAAACUGAAAACUCAAACAAGUUGUGAAAAACAUGUUAACCAGAAUAAAAACAGACAAUAAUGUACGUACAAAAAGUGUACAAAGAGAAGCUGCAUCUAGCUGAAUACUGCAGGCUUUUAGUACUCUUAUUUUAGAAAGCGAUAACCAACACUUUCCCCCCCCCAUGUCUGUGUUAGCUUGCUCAACAAAACUGAAAAGGCCCGUCAGAUAUAAUUGACAUUAGUGCUGGGCGAUAUAUCGAUUUUUUAAAAAAUAUCGAUAUAUUUUUAUACAAGACAUAAGAUGUGACAAUAUCGUUUGUAUCGAUAUAGUCUAUGUUGCGUUAUAAUUACACUUGUGGAGCCGCUAUUUUGCCUCUCUCUCGUCUGGGUUUGUCUGCCCCGCCUCUCUCCCCUCACUGAACACAAACCCCCUCCCCCAUCGCUACACCUCCAGUUGGCGACAAGAUGGACACAGGAGCUAGCGAAGAGGAGCUCGUCGGAAAAAAGAAAACCAAUGGCUCAAUUAUUUGGAGAUGGUUCAGGUUCAAAGUGUCAGAUGAGCAGCAGAAUAAUGUAAUCUGUAAAGAAUGUCGAAAAAGCGUCGCAACGAAAGGUUCGAGCACUACUAAUCUUUUCCACCAUUUACAACUGCGCCAUAAAGUGCAGUAUGAAGAGUGUGUGAAACUGCGUGCUGUAGCCCAGACCGCAAAGUCUUCCGAGGUUCCUGCCGUGAAACAGACCACCUUACAACACUCAUAUACUCGUGCAGUGCCAUAUGAUACCAAAAGUGAGAAGUGGGGGGAAAUUACUAAAGCAGUGGCCUAUCAUAUUGCUAAAGACAUGGUCCCCAUCUCAACUGUGGAACAAGAGGGCUUUAUACAGCUGCUAAAAACUCUUGACCGAAGAUACCAGUUACCUAGCCGGAAAUACUUCACCAGAGAAGCACUGCCAAAAAUGUAUACUGAAGUUAGACAGAGUCCCGCUGCCCAGCUCACUAAAGUGUCUCACUUCGCACUGACCACCGACAUGUGGUCCAGCAGGACAUGCGAGCCAUACAUGAGUGUGACUAUACAUUUCAUGGAAGACUGGGAACUGAAAACUGCCUGUCUCCAGACCAGCUACUUUCCUCAAGACCACACCGGAGAGCAUAUAGCGGAAGCCCUGCAGGAUGUGCUCAAAACCUGGAAGCUCAACCCGACGGGACUGGUUGCUAUAACAACUGACAACGGGGCUAAUAUUGUCAAGGCGGUUCAACUGAACAAGUGGCCGAGGAUCCAGUGUUUUGGUCACAGACUUCAUCUGGCCACUGGACAUGCUAUGGAUGAUGCCCGCAUUACCCGGGCUAUUUCUCUGUGUAAGAAAGUCGUCAGCAGCUUCUCCUACAGCUGGAGGAAGAGAAGAGAGCUGGCUGAAGUGCAAAUACAGCUGGGUCUUCCAAGUCACCAGCUACUCACAGAGGCAACAACUCGCUGGGGAUCAAGGCUUGUCAUGAUAGAGAGGGUUCUGGAGCAGGAAAGAGCACUUUCUAAAGUCCUCUCUGUCGACAUGAAAACCAGACCUCUAGUCCCUACUUGGCAGGACAUAGAGGUCCUGGAGGCAGUUCAGAAAGCUCUCAAACCCUGUCAGGACUUCACUGAUGCACUUUCAGGAGAGAAGUAUGUGACCCUGUCGUAUGUCAGACCUGUGCUACACCUGUUUAACACUAGUCUCCUGGCACCUGGAGAGGAGGAUAGUGAGCUGUGUAAAUCCAUCAAGACCCGCAUUGUGGAUUACCUCAACAAUAAAUAUGCAGAUCCAUCCACCAGUGACCUGUUUGACAUGGCUUCUUUUGUGGAUCCACGGUUCAGGGCGAAAUACAUCCCAAGUGAGAAGAUUAAUGCACUAAAACAUAAACUCAUCUUGGAGGCAGAGUCUCUGCUCAGCUAUCAAGGUACGUGUUUGUCUGAGCUGACUGAUCCAGCCGUGCCUGAGUCUGCAGACCGUGAAGAAGCAGCAGUAGGACACACAGCUAAGAAAAAGAGAUCACUGGCAAGCUUCUUCCAGCACAGCCACCAACACUGGUUUCACAAAAAGGGAGGCAAUCGAAAAUGAAUUUUCUAGCUACCUGUUGUCAGUUUGUGUAGAGAGUGAUGCUGACCCUCUCAAAUGGUGGAAGGAACAUGAAGUUGCCUAUCCAGCACUGAGCCGCCUGGCCAAAAAAUACCUUUGUGUGCCAGCUACCAGCUCCCCUUCUGAAAGGACUUUUAGUUGCAGUGGAAACAUUGUAACCUGCCACAGGGCAUCCCUGAAGCCUGUUACUGUUGACAGAUUAGUUUUCCUAGCACAAAAUCUGUAAGCUGUACAGUUGUUGGCCUUGCCAAUUGUUUGUGUUCUUUCUAUAUUGUUAUUGUCAUUGGAGAUUUGCACAAAGACCCACUGACCAAAGAAUGGAAUCUUGUUAAUUUCAUUCAGUUUACAUGUUUUGUUCUUUUGCACAAAGUACCAGAUGAUUGUUCAAGAAUACACACAAAGAAGCACUUUAGAAAACUUUACUUCAGUGUAAGCACUUUUUAAAGAGCAAGUUGCCUUUGUUAUUUUAGAUCUGCAUCUUUUUAGUUUACAUUUUACAUUUAGUUUACAAUUUUUAGCUUUUUGUUAUGUAUGAAAAGAAAAAAUAUGGAGCAUUAUUAUUUAAUAAAUGCUGACAAUUUAUUUUUGACAAUUCUUUCAUGUACAUCUACAGUUGUAUCUUAAUAAAAGUCACAUGUGCGACAUCUGGGACAAGUACCUUUGACCAAGAACACUCUUUUUGUUCUUACUUUAUGGGAUUAAAAAAAAUAUCGAGAUAUAUAUCUUAUAUCGCCAUCCAGCUAAAAAAUAUCGAGAUAUGAAUUUUGGUCCAUAUCGCCCAGCUCUAAUUGACAUGGUAUCACAAUGGAGGUUUACCUUUUCAUUAACUUAUUUUGAUAUCAGGUGAUAUCAGGUUUUCGUUCUGGUCGUGGAACACAGGAUCAGCUCUUCAUCCUCUCAAGGAUACUUGAGGGUGCAUGGGAGUUUGCUCAACCAGUCUACAUGUGUUUUGUGGACUUGGAGAAGGCAUUCAACCAUGUCCGUCGGGGUGUCCUGUGGGGGGUGCUCCGGGAGUAAGGGGGUGUCUGGCCUAUUGCUAUGGGCCAUUCAGUCCUUAUACAACCGUUGCAAGAGCUUGGUCUGCAUAGCCGGCAAUAAGUCGGGCUCAUUUCUGGUGGGUUACGGGCUCCGCCAGGGCUGCCCUUUGUCACCGAUUAUGUUUAUAAUUUUUAUGGACAGAAUUUCUGGGCGUAGCCAAGUGGCGGAAGGCUUUCACUUGGGUGGUCUCAGAAUCUCAUCUCUGCUUUUUGCAUAUGAUGUGGUUCUGUUGGCUUCAUCAGGUGAUGGCCCCCAGCUCGCCUUGGAACGGUUCACAGCAGAGUGUGAAGCGGUGGGAAUGAGAAUCAGCACCUCCAAAUCUAAGGCCAUGGUCCUCAGCCGGAAAAGGGUGGAGUGCCCACUCUGGGUCAGGGACGAGUUCCUGCCCCAAGUGGA